AUGGCUUCGGAACCAUCUACCUCUGCCAACGGCGGAUCCCUCGCCGCCAUGUUGGAACAACAGCACGCCCGCGACGAGGAAUACAAGCCCACUGUGGAGGAAACCGUGGACGAGGAAGACCUCAAACACCCCCCUCCGACCUCGCUGCAGCCCGAACAGCCCCUCCUCGUUGACGCUGACACCCCCGAGUCUACCACCCUCGCCCAAACCGUUUCCCCAGCGCCCGCCUCCAAGCCCGCCAAAAAGGCCCCGGCAUUCGACGUUCAAUCCGAAGAAUUGUUCCCAGCUUUGGGCAGCGGUCCGAAGCCUGCUGCCCCCGCGGCCGCUACAUGGGGUGCGAAGAAGCCUUCUGCGGCCACUGCUGUUGCAAAUGGCUCGCCUGCGAAGUCAAUGGAGAUCCCCCGUAUAAUGGCCCUCCCCGGAAAGCACAUGGAGCAGCUGCGCCUAGCACCCUCCCAGAUGCAACCCCGUGGACAGAUGAAGAAGCCUCUUCGUGAUAUCCUCCGGGAUAUCUCCCGCAGAUCAAAGGCCAAUGUUGAUAUGCGCGGUGGCCCCGGUGGCUCAAUCAUUUUCGAAGGAAAGGGCUCCGUAGAUGCAGUGCGCCAGGCUCUCCGCGAGGUAGCUCAGCAGGUUGGAUCUAAGCAAUCCGUCCGUGUUCCCAUUCCCACAUCUGCGCGCGCUCACAUCAUUGGCCGUCAAGGUACCGUUGUGCAGGAUAUCCAGACCCGCACCGGUGCCCGUGUUCAGGUCCCCCGCGCCGACGGCAACGCUGCUGGUGCCGACGAUGAUGACGAUGAUACCAUUGAUAUUUUGAUUGAGGGAGAUGCCGUGGCCGCGGAGAUGGCCCGUCGCGAGAUCGAGGCGAUUGUUAAGGAGCGCGGCGCAAACAUGAGCUUCCGAUUGAAGACCGUUCCUCCCGAGUUCUUCCCCUUCAUUGCAGGUGCACAUGACGCCAACGUGCGGUCCAUUGAAGAGCGCACAAAAGCGCAGAUCAAUGUUCCGCGCUAUGAUACUUGGUCGAGCCAGCCUCCUCCUCAGGAGGCCAACCCUGGCCAGGUCCAGUUCGUGGCCGUGCCUGAUAAGCACAUUUUGAUUUCCGGAGAACGGGCUGCCGCACAGGAGGCUCGAGCCGAGAUUGAGCGCUUGGCCGCACAAUUGCAGCAGCAGCUUACUCUGCGCCAGCUGGCCAUCAACCGUGGCCAGCACCAGUUCAUCCUGGGCAAUGAGGCUGAUGCUCUGCACCAGUUCGUUGCACAGACCGGAUGUGCCAUUGUCUUGCCUCCUGCCUCCGAUGAGAGUGAGUUCCUCACCAUCACCGGUCCCCUCGACCAGAUCGAGGCUGGUAUUGAACACGCUAUGGAUCUUGCGACAAGCAUGCAGAUGGCUAGCAUUGAUCUGUCUCGCCAGCACCCCAAUGCCCCCGCCGGUCCCAAUGCCCACGCAAGCGCUCUCUCGCAGUACCUCCGUCGCCGUCAGGUCAUCAAGGAACUCGAAUCCACCUACGAUGCGCACAUUGCGCUUCCUCCUAGCGUUGGCGGACCCGUCACUUGGGAGGUGUAUUCCCGUGACGGCAAGAACACCAUUCGUGCCCGCUCCGAUAUCAUGAACCUAGUCCAGGCUCUCCCGCCUUCUAGACUCCGCCACGUCUCUGUAGACCCGUACUUCCACCAGUACCUGCGUGACCGAAGCGCCAGCGCCCUCCAGCAUGACUAUGGUGUCCACCUUAUGGUGCCGGAUGACAUCAACUGCCCCGAGGUUGUUCUUGUCUACGAAGGCCCCUCCGCAACUGCCUCCCGCUUUGAGGUCCCCAGACAGCGCCCUUCCCCCGCAGAUGUUGCAGCCUUCGAGAAGGGACUUCAAGAGGCCCAGGAAUUCCUCCUGGGCGCUCUCGGAGACCAGCAUGACAUUGUUACCAAGACGGUUUCCGUCCCUGCCAAAUACCAGGAGAAGGCACGUAAAUUCAUCACCCGCGAGCAGGAAGCUAAGGGCGAGGACAGCAUCCCUGUGCGUGCCAUUGUUGGGGAUGCCAAGGGUUCUCAAUGCCAGGUUUCCCUUCGUGGUCCCUCGGCCCUGGUGGCUGAACUUGUUGCCAAAGUGGAGGCUUUCGUCGUGGAGCAGGAGAAGGAUGAUCUGGAGCGUGGUUACACCACUAGCUUCGACUUCCCUCAGAAGUAUGCCAACUUCCUAAUUGGCAAGCGUGGUGAAAACAUCAACAAGCUCCGCGAGGAGUUCGAUGUUGAUAUCAAGGUGGAGAACGGGAAGGUCGAGGUCAAGGGACCCAAGGCCAAGGCGGAUGCUACCCGCAUGCGCAUCAUCAACAUGGGCAAGAAGUUGGAAGAUGAGACCACUCACAUUCUCAAGGUCCCCGCCCAGUACCACCGUGAGCUGAUCGGCCAGCGCGGAAACCAGGUCAACCGUCUUCAGGAUCGUUAUUCCGUCCGUGUUCAGUUCCCCCGCGCAACCGUUGCCAAUGAUGACUCCACGGAAACUGGCAGCGAUGCUGGUGGUGCUCGUCCCCAGCGUACUCAGCAGGCUCCGGAUGAGGUCCUCGUUAAGGGCCCUAGUAAGGGCGCCGAUUCUGCUCGGGAUGAGAUCCUCAGCUUGCUGCAAUAUGUCAUUGAACACGGCCAUUCCGCCGCCAUCUCUGUCGCCCAGAGCCAGGUCGCAUCCCUGAUCGGCCAGCGUGGUCGGGAGAUGGACAAGCUUCGCGCUGAUACCGGUGCUCAGAUUGAUGUUCCUAACGCCAACGACGCACCGGAUGCGUCUGGCCGUGUGGAGAUUCGUGUCAAGGGUACUAAGCAGCAAGUUGCCGAGGCCAAGAAGAUCUUGCAGCAGCGAGCUAGCGAGUUCGAUGCGACUGUGACUAAGACCAUUGAGGUUGAGAAGAAGUACCACAAGGCUUUGAUCGGUGGAGGCGGUGCCAACAUCCGCAAGAUUGUCACCGACGCUGGUGGCCCCACUGAUGGUAGCGCCGCUAGAAUGGUCCGUUUCCCCCGUCCAGAAAGCACCGAAUCGACUAUCCGCCUCGAGGGCAACGGCAAGAUCGUGGAGAGCAUCAUUGCCGCGAUUGAAGAAUUUGUCAAGGAGCGCCAGGACCAGGUCACGGAGACCAUCGACGUUCCCACCGCCCAGCACCGCAUGCUCAUCGGCCGUGGAGGCGACAACCGCCGUGGCAUUGAGUCCAAAUUCAACAUUACCCUUGAUAUCCCCAAGCAGGGCUCUGGCCGUACCGAUGUGAAGCUCAAGGGCCCCAGCAAUGCCGUCGAAAGCGCCAAAGAGCACCUCAAGUCCAUGCUGAAAGAGCAGCACGCGGAGACCGUCGAGGUCCCCAGCCACCUGCACCACGUCCUCGCCGACAAUGGCCACAUCUUCCGCCGCCUACGUAACGACUACCAGGUUACCGUCGACCACGCCGGCCAGCCCGUGCCCGUGCCUGCCCCCUCUGCCGCUGAGGACACCCGCACCACAGCUGAAGGCACCGACAUGCCCCUAAUCAUUGAUGACCCUGAUGUCACCGCCGAUGCACACUCCUGGACCAUCGUCGACAACAACACCGCGGAAGUCUCCUCAAGCCCCUUCCCCUGGGUUCUCAGCGGAACACCGGAGAACGUGACCAAGGCCCGCGCCGUCAUCGAGAAGGCUCUCGCCUCCGCAACCCAGCAGUCCACUACGGGCUACCUGAUCCUGCCCGACCCCAAAACCUACCGCUUUGUCGUUGGCCAGGGCGGCAGCCAGAUCAACGCUAUCCGUAAAAAGACUGGUUGCCGUAUCAACGUGCCCAAGGACCAGGCUCGCGGUGAAGCGAUUCAGAUUCGGGGUAGCACCAGCGGGUUGGAAGAGGCCAAGGAGAUGAUCCUGGAGGCCGUGCAGAACGGUCUUCACGGCGCUGCGCGAUGA
Penicillium hordei is the source of this 3897-nucleotide messenger RNA. RefSeq names its product putative RNA binding effector protein Scp160. Gene Ontology annotation, cellular component: nucleus; cytoplasm. NCBI's taxonomy places the organism in Eukaryota, Fungi, Ascomycota, Eurotiomycetes, Eurotiales, Aspergillaceae. The coding region runs from base 1 to 3897 and encodes 1298 amino acids. Gene Ontology annotation, molecular function: mRNA binding. Gene Ontology annotation, biological process: nuclear division. The record is from RefSeq and is a predicted model, not a curated record. The transcript has 4 exons.